Molecule: messenger RNA, 416 nt
Organism: Penaeus monodon (black tiger shrimp)
Lineage: Eukaryota; Metazoa; Arthropoda; Malacostraca; Decapoda; Penaeidae
Product: M-phase phosphoprotein 8-like
Exons: 3
Coding region: 48-416 (122 amino acids)
Biological process (GO): chromatin organization; negative regulation of transcription by RNA polymerase II
Cellular component (GO): pericentric heterochromatin
Molecular function (GO): chromatin binding
Source: RefSeq, a predicted model, not a curated record
UAUGUUCCAUAUACAUUACAGAUCAGCAGUGCUGUAGAUGAGGGAAGAUGGAUUCAGAGGAAUUAAAUAGUAAGAGUUCAGAUUGUAUGGCAGAAGAUGGUGAGAUUUUUGAAGUGGACCGAGUUAUUGACAUCAGAUGGGUGACAAAUGAUAAAGGACAAGAGAGAGUAGAAUAUCGGGUGCGGUGGAAGUAUUAUAAACCAAUUGAUGAUACGUGGGAGCCUCCAGAACAUUUUGAAGAAGAUUGUGGUGGUGUUCUGCGUGACUUCCAUGAGAAGUAUGAAAAGAUGAAAGAGGAUAAGCAUUUAGAGCAUAAGUGUCAACCUCAAACCCUUCGAGGACCAAUUUUCAUUUCAUUAUCACCAUAUUGUGAAUCGACUAAGGUUCUCAGGAUUAAGUUACAAAAAACUGUCUGA